Molecule: messenger RNA, 1418 nt
Organism: Adelges cooleyi (spruce gall adelgid)
Lineage: Eukaryota; Metazoa; Arthropoda; Insecta; Hemiptera; Adelgidae
Exons: 16
Coding region: 414-1262 (282 amino acids)
Source: RefSeq, a predicted model, not a curated record
ACAUCUGAAAGAGAAACUCAGUUUAAUGUUACACCUAAGAAAUCCUAUUCAUAAAUAUCUAAAAAAAAAAUAUAAUAAACUGUAAAAUACUACCUAUAAGUAAAAAAAACGGUACAGUUUGGGCGGAGCAUAGUUUAAUCAUACAAUAUCAAAUUUAAAACUUAUAACCCAUAAUUGAAGCACUCCCAACGAAAAUUCGUUUAGAACAAAUUUAAUAUAAUUCAGCAAAAACGUAUAAAAACCUCUUUAGCGUUAAUGAAUAGUUACACGCUCCUUAAACGUCAACUUGAAUAACUCCGCAACGUCCAACAUUCCGUCGGCUAAAAAUUUAUUUACAUACCAUAUACUUAGUGAGUUGUAAAUACAGUGCAACCCAGAAAAAACAAAACUACAAAUAUGACUUGUAGAUAACAAUGCAAUUUUUCUGUUUUUUAACAUUAUUUGUACUUGUUAAAGCAACGGCAAAUGAAGCAAGCUGUAAGAGGGAAGUUUUUCUUGCAAAUGAAAUGAUCCAGCUUGCGUAUAAUAAGAAUGAUUUUAUUGUAGGAAAUAAUUCUAGAACAAAUGGAUUGGAGCAUGUAAUUGAAAAUAUGGUUAACGAUGAAAAAUAUUACGAGAGUUUCGCCGAAAUGAAUAUGAUGAUCGCUUCACCGGACAAAUUUUGCCUUUUAAAACAUAUACCGGGCAUGGAAGGCCAACACCCUUUUACAAGGUGCGUGUUUUACCAGGAUAUGAUGCAGUUUGACAUACAUAGUACAUUAAAAAUCGAUCGUGCCAUAGCUGCUUUCGGCCAAAAUUUUGGAAGCUUAGAUUUGAAAGACCUUGCAGACCAGAGAAGAAGUCUUGUUAAAACAGCUUUGAAAAAUAUAUUCAAACGUAAAUUAGGACCCAUGUAUAAUCAGUUUAUGACGGAACUAGAAAUAAGAGAUACAAAAAAUUUGGUAGGAUCAAAUUUGGCAACCCUUGCAGAAAAGAGAAGAGGUAAUGGAACAUCUCUAGAAAGUAAAAUCAGACGGCGUGUAGGAAAUGAUAAUCCUAAAGUUGUUGAAGACCAAAAUAGAUCACCUCUGCAUGUUUUCUUAUCACGGUUGUGUCGUUUGACAGGGUUGUACAUGAGUACACAAUUUCCAAAUCCAUGCAUACAAGAACUUUCGAUUGACGCCCAUAAUUAUACUUGUACCCUGAAAGAUGGAAGUAAAGAAAUAAUAUUUACUAUAGAAAAAGAAUUAAUGAAGAAUAGCUCAAUUCCAGGAGUGUUGUGAAUAUAACUUAGACCACGAACCAAUGGUGUAUCUUCUAAAAAUGUAAUAUACUAUUUUUAUUUGAUUGUAAUAAUAUUUUCAUAUAGCACUAAUAACCUAUUUAAUAUUACAUUUAUAACUUAUUUAAUAAUAAACCGUUUUUACUUACGAUUAUCA